AAAGCGUUAACCACCCGCUCGCCUCAAUUUCCUGUCCCGCUUCCCCUUUUCCUUCCCAAAGUUUGGGCAGAACCCAUGGCCGCGGCAGCAGCUGCGCUCCUGUCCGGGCAGCGAAGCCCCGUGCUCUCGGGUGUGGGUGCCCCAUCAGGUCAGGACUUCACUCUGCAGCAGCCCCAGGCCAAGGUGUCGGUGGCAGUGGGGGAAACGCUCACCCUGAACUGCAUCACAUCUGGAAUUGCUGAACCAGGCCCUGUGAAGUGGCUGAAGGGCUGGGGCACUGGGAACAAGACUGUCUAUGACCAGAGUGAUGAGGAUCCCUCGUCCCGUGUGAUGAGAGCAGUGAAUGGGUCUGACACAGACUUCACCAUCCACAUCAGCAACUUUCAGCCCGAAGAUGCUGGCACCUACUACUGUGUGAAGUUUGUCAAGGGGAACUCUGGUGAGGAUAAGGUGUUUAAGAGUGGCAGUGGCACUGAGGUGUCCGUGCAUGAGGCUGCCCUGGUUCCUGGAAUGGUGGCUGCAGCUGCAGUGCUCUGCUUCCUCCUCCUCCUCGGCCUCUUCGUCGCCCUUUGCAUGUACAGGAGGAAGCGCCAAGGGGGGGUGGGCAGCCCCUGCCCCGCCAGGACAGUGGCCAUGGGCAGCUUCUCGUCUGUCCCUCUGCGGUGCUGUGCAGGGACCCCCGGCACCCCCAGGUGCACUGUUCUGUUGGUUCUUUCUGCGUUUCAUGGAAACGUCAUGGUAGGGAGCACCCAGUACCAGGGAGCUCGUGCAGCCCCUCACUGUGUGUCUGAGCCCAGCCCAGUGAAGUCCUGGAUGCAGAGAGCUCCCACCUGCCCAGCCAGCAGAGCAGCAAGGAGGAGAACGACAUCCACUACGCCGACUUGCAGCCGCUGCCGCCGGCCCCGCAGCGCGGCAGGAGCCCGGGCACAGCCCCCACCGAGUAUGCCAGCCUCAGGGUCACUGCCAAGUGACGCCCGCCACGGCUGCCUGCACAGCCAGGCCGUGUCAGGGUGGCAGAAGGGACGUUUCUGCAGGGCACAACAAAGAAGAAGUGGAGCUGUUUGCGUGGUGCGUCCAGAUCUCAGCUCGGCACGCUGUGGUCACCGUGUUUGCACCUCAGGGGAGCUCUCCCAGGACCUGGAAGCUUUGUCGACCACAGGAUCAGACCACGAGGCCAAGCACCUCUGCCUUGUGCAAGCUGUUUUGUGCUGAUAACACCAGGAGGACCUCACACACACCUGUGUGCACCAGCGUGGGCCUCCACUGGUCCUUUCCCGGCCCACAGGUCCAUAAUUUGUGUUAUCUUUUACCACCCUCAUUAAAGCCAGCAAACAGCC
Molecule: messenger RNA, 1337 nt
Organism: Passer domesticus (house sparrow)
Lineage: Eukaryota; Metazoa; Chordata; Aves; Passeriformes; Passeridae
Product: signal-regulatory protein beta-1-like
Exons: 6
Coding region: 76-1212 (378 amino acids)
Cellular component (GO): plasma membrane
Source: RefSeq, a predicted model, not a curated record